AAUUAACUCCUAUGUUUACGUCACGGGUUCAGACGCCAUGUCUCGGCUGUUCACAUAGAGCGAUGGACUGCUGUUAGUUUUUAAUGGUGCUGAUUCGCAUUUGCGGAAUAUUACAGUGCAAAGUUACGUUUAAGCAUAUUCAGGGGAACUUAUUCUAGUGCUGUUUUUCGUCGAUAUGACGAUCCUACCGAAGAAAAAAGCAGCGAAAGACAAGAGCGAAUCUGAGACCACAGAACAUUCACAUUCUAGCACUGUGGGACAUCCCCACCCACACGGACACAACCAUGCACACGGACACUCAUUAAGUCACCCUCAUACUCACGGACACUACCACCAUACAAGUGCGACAGAAACACGACAUGAGAAGGCAACCCGUGGCAGAACUUCGCCUACAAGAUGGGGAACUUCGACAUCAAGAGAAGAAAAGCUUCCUCCUCGCACGCAUACAAACAACUCGGCGUUUGAGUUCGACUUUGAGGGUCAUGAUUCAGCUAGUAACCACAAAAGAAGACAUCGAUCCUCUCCACACAGAACUGUACGAAAGCACCGAGGUCAUUCUACCAACGGACAAGGGUCCCCAGGCACGAGCAGUUCGUAUGACUGCGAUGAUGCUUACAAUAGUGAAGAUGAACACAUUGCGCCAGCCAAGGUAGCAAUGGCUGAAAACAAAGAAGAGCUGGAGCGUCGUUUUGAACAAGCACUGAAGGAAAAGAGGGGAUUUGUCAUUAAAAAGAUGGGAGAAGAUGGCGCCUGCCUAUUUCGUGCAGUUGCGGAUCAGGUCUUUGGAGAUCAAGAAAUGAAUUCGGAUGUGAGGAAUAUGUGUAUAGACUACAUGGCCAAAAAUGCAGAGUUUUUUUCACAGUAUGUGACCGAGGACUUCAAGACAUACCUGAACCGCAAGCGUAUGGAUAGCUGUCAUGGCAACCAUCUGGAGAUACAGGCCAUUGCAGAACUGUUCAAUCGACCCGUGGAAGUCUAUCAGUACAGCAUUGAGCCAAUCAACACAUUUCACAGUCACUAUAAGACUGACUAUGAGCCCAUCCGCAUCAGUUAUCACAGUGGAGUGCACUACAACUCUGUAGUUGAUCCCUACAAAGCAACCAUUGGUGUGGGCCUUGGGCUUCCAGGGUACCAGCCUGGGCUUGCAGACAAGAAUUUAAUGAGGGAUGCACUGAAACAUUCAGAGGAUUAUCAUAUAGAAAAGACAAUGCUGGAAGAUAAACUGAGAGAGACUGAUUGGGAACUGACACAGGAAAGCAUUGAGGAGCAGGUGGCUCGAGAGUCCUACUUUCAGUGGGUGCGUGAGCAGGAGGCAGCUAGCCGGCAGCAGGGACCAGCUCGCUCAGCAAGCGCCACUUGCAGUUCAGCUAGUGAAUAUGCUCGGCUGGUGGAGAACAGCAAUGGCUCGCCAGAGGCAAGAAGCAGCAGGUCUCCAAGGACUCGCAGUGGCCAGAACUCUCCUCAGCAUGCCACAGUUGUUGAUUUGGCUAUACCAGGGUCAUCCAAAUCUCCAUGGUGCAGUCCCAAGCAGACUUCAGACAUACCUCCUUCAGCCCCAGAAAACCAUGUUGAAGAAGGUGCUGUAGGGGGUUUUAGAGAAACAUCUUCUCUUAUGGACCAUCUUCCACCAGCCAUGUUUGAUUGGGAGGAGGAUGAUAUACUGGCACAAGUGAUGGCUGUGUCACAUCAAGAAUACUUGGACAGCCUAAAGCGGCAAGCAUCUAGUACUGAGUCUUCGUCGACAUCGAUUGCUGCUCUUUCCCCACUAGCCUGUACUGCCGACCCAGGGUUAGAUCAAGCAUGCUGCAGUACCAGUGUAGAGACUUCACACCUGUCGUCGGAAAGCUAGUGGCCUACUUAAACUAGACUAACUCUUUGUUUAGUUAGUGUGCUUUUUAAUUAUUUUUUUAAGCAAAUGGACCCUGCUUCUUCCUGUGUCAUUUUGAUUUUUUUUUUUUUUUUUAUUGGUGGGAGAGAGGGUAUGUUUUUCCUGGUCCUUCCCAUCUUUUACUCUUAUUCCAUUUCCUCUCCCUCCCCCACUUUCAACUCCCCCGAUGUUCUUUCCAUCCUGCAUCUUAUCCAACAGCACCUUUUUUUUUUUUUUUGGAGGGAGGGGGGUGGGAUAUUGAAAGGGGAAAACAGAAGAAGAAAUAAUUUCUUCUUAACACCUUCUCAGAAUAGCAGAAGCUAAUGCACUUGCUUUUGAAGCUGGCUACAAUGCAAAAGCGUUUUGUAGACUAUUUAGGCAGUUUGUUGCAUGGCCUGCCAUUUUUUUUUUUUUUUUUAGCCAAGCAUCAUAAGAGAGGUAUGAAUGAAUUGUUUGUUAUUCUGUCCCUCACAGUUACCUAUUGUUUUUCUGGAUGGCACUUGAAGAAUACACACGGUCACCUAAGCGCCAGUGGCAAAGAGCUCAUGCAAUUUAUUCACACAUACCUCCCCAACUUUCUUUGCUAAUCCCUAAAGUAUGAUGAAAUAUCCAACAUGAUCCAGACCUUCUCCAUGGCCUGAAAAAUGUUUGUCACUGUCAGCACUGAAGAGUUGUGUGCAUGAAUGUUUUAUUUAUUUUUUUAAAGUGCAAGAAUGAAGUAGUGGUGAAGACAUUUAGGGGACAGUGUCUUGUUGGGCAUCCCUACCUGGCACUUUCUGCGAGGUCUUUCAGAUUGUAUAUCAUGCCUGUAUUUACAUAUUUUAUGUUUUGCUUGUAUGCAGUCUUCUCUGUCUGUCUGCCAUGCCUUCUGUCUCAAGUACCAAUUCACAAGAGCCUGAAAUAUUUCUGUUUGCUUAAGAUACAAUUCUGCUCUUUUUUAUUAUGAACAUGAAUAUCAGAAGAAAUUAGCCCUGUAAUUUAACAUUAGCAGAUAAAUACAUUUGUGAAGCUUUAUGACUUACUAUAGAGGAACAAGAUGUAGUUUAAUGGAUGCAUCUAAAAUAGUUAUCUCGUAUGGCAAUAAUUAUACCAUAUUUUAUAAAAAGUGUCAAAAUUAGUGCUCAAUGUGGCAUGUUUGUGCAACUGCUUCAAGCUUUGAACUUCCACAUCAACACCUGUUCUUAAAGAGAACAGCAGGAUAAUCAACUCAUUGUUGCUGGUCCCUCAUUAUCCUGGUACAAUAGGCUCUUUAAAAUGGAUGUCAUCCUUUGCUGCUUGUACAGUGUCCAGGAAUGAUGAAGAACCAUGUACAGAACUGAACCAUAUUCAUCAGCUGUUAGUUUAAAGAGUGCUGGUGACUUAAUCAUUGCAUGUCACCAAUGAAGAAGGUUGUGUGCAGAUUUAUAUCAGCACCUUAUUUUUGCAUCACGUAAAAUUCCAACCUUACACAUUCAUAAUGGCAUUGUCAAUUCUUCGGGCAGUUUCAGAUGGUUAGAGUUGCAAUAAACUGAAACUAGAGUGAGAUCUGAGACAGAAGAGUUAUUCUGCUGUUUAAUUUUGUGUCUGACAAAUUUUGCACAGGGCUCUUUUUUUUAUUAUUUUGCAGGGAAAUCAAAUGUUGAUCUUUUUUAAAUUCUAGUUGUUACAUUUGUCAGACUGUCACUGCAUGCAAUUGUUGCCAGCACAUUUUUUUUUAAUCAUUUCAUAGAUACCAUUGUUGAGCAGAAAAUGUGUGUGUAAUGAGUGGGGGUAGGGGAGUAAACCCCCAAAUGUGAUUUAAGUGUGAUCAUGCUUUCUGAUUUAAUCUAUGCACGUUUUUUUUUUUUUUUUUUUUGUGUCUUUAAUUUAGAUUUUCAUUUCCAAUGAUGCUGUUUGUCCAAGAUGACAGAUUCUUACAAAUUUCUAGUAGUUACUAUUUGACGAUUAGCAUCUGAGCAAGCUCAGUAAAACAGCACACCACUUGAGGUUACUAGUCAAAGAAAAUGGUUUGUUAAGGGUAGAGUGUGUUUCAAGCAAUACUACACAGGAAAUCCUUAGUUUUUGAUGUGUGGGAGACUAGGGGUUGGGGGUAGGGAGGUAGACUUACAUUAAAGAGUUGAAAACAAAGUGUGGGUACUACUGUUCUUGUUGUGCUAAUUUAGAAUGCAUGCACCUUUUGAAAAGAAAAAAUGUCUACAAAUCAUUAAGUGCAGGUUGUGAAAUCUCUGUUUGGUUUUGAUAGGUAUGUAAAUACCAGAUGAUUUGUCAAAACGCUGAGGUUAGACACUUUGCAAUAUCAACAGAGAGGUGCUUUAUAGACAAAACUACGAUGCAACCAAGACUGCAUUAUGUUGGUAGUUACACUCCUUUCAGGUGCCUAACAAAAUAUUUCAGACACACUUCCACCUUACCCCCACUUCAGCAGAAUUUUUUUUUAGUCAAACUGUUUAGGAAUAGUGGGAAGGUAGAAGGGUGAUUAAGCAGCAAAAAUUGAAAUUAUGGAUUCAGACUUAAAUUUCAAGUUGACAUUAUGAUCAGUAUAAUAUUCAAGUCUAUAAAUUGCUUGGACUUUGUAUGCUUUCAGUUCAGAUCUGCACAAAUAGAGUUUGAGAUGGCGCUAAUCAAAUAUUAUUUAGAGCAAAAGUGUCAGUAUAUCAUUUGCAUGCUAGAAUGAUAAACACAUUAUAGUUUCAGAGGUAUGAAAAAGCUGUUGUAUUUGGAAGGAAAAACAUUCUGGUGAUGGUUAUGUAGAGCAUGGAUGUAAACAUUUAGUGGAGAAAAGGAAACUAGUACACCUAUCUGUGCAGAGACAAGUAAAAUGUGUUCUUUUCAAACUUUUUGUACUUGCAGGACAUUUGGAUCUGCUUGUAUUUGCAGUAAAUCAUGGACAGCAAUUUUUUUUUAAGCUUUCCUAUUGGUGGGUGGAUGUGUGUAAAUGAGAAUUUUAAGCAAGGGCAUUUUGGUGCAUCAGCUUUCUGCACCAUCCUAAUAUUGCUUAUAUCUGUGGCAUGCAUAAGGAUUUAGUCGCAGAAGAGCCUUUGAUACUUGAUGUCUUGCUGUUUUGUGAAGAAUUAAAUUAGAAAAUCAGGAUCACCUCUUUCUUUUUAAGAACUGUUUUGAAAGUGAAUUCAGUUUUGUUAUAAGUUGAACAUGAUUUUUGCCAAUAACGUGUGAAAACCAGCCCCUAGAUUAUGCCUUGCGAUGGAACAGCAAAUUUUUUCAGAUGACCAGCUGAUGAACCUUUCCAGUCCAUGCAUUUCAUGUUCAUACUUUUUCCCCUUUGUGUCUUUGAAAAUUAAAAGAUUCAUAAUAUAAUGAAUACAAGCGAUUACAUUUGAACUCUUUCAUACCAAGAGUCGUGUUUGGAGGAACAUGAAUCACGUCUGCUUUUCAUUUACUAUGCUUUGAAACUGUUGUGAACACAUAUUUUCAUGGUAUGCGUUAUUGUCAUUAAUUAAAUUAUGUUACUGGUUUUUUUUCUUUUAAACAUUUUAAAGGCCAUGAGAAACAAGGCUUUAAUACUUUACCUCAUCCACUUGCACUGUGCAAAUUUCACGUUGUACACUUUGCAAAUGGAUUUCACCUGCUCGAUGCACUUAGUGAAAGAAUGUCAUUGCUUUCUGUGGUUUAAAAAAUAAUUAGUAAAAUAAGACAUUUGCAGA
Molecule: messenger RNA, 5508 nt
Organism: Pomacea canaliculata
Lineage: Eukaryota; Metazoa; Mollusca; Gastropoda; Architaenioglossa; Ampullariidae
Product: OTU domain-containing protein 5-A-like
Exons: 10
Coding region: 176-1849 (557 amino acids)
Biological process (GO): protein deubiquitination
Molecular function (GO): K63-linked deubiquitinase activity; cysteine-type deubiquitinase activity
Source: RefSeq, a predicted model, not a curated record